Haemorhous mexicanus (house finch) is the source of this 2725-nucleotide messenger RNA. It is a transcript of the gene ERMARD, whose product is annotated as ER membrane associated RNA degradation. Bases 334 to 2349 code for a protein of 671 amino acids. The transcript is spliced from 18 exons. The record is from RefSeq and is a predicted model, not a curated record. Lineage: Eukaryota; Metazoa; Chordata; Aves; Passeriformes; Fringillidae.
CGAUCGACAAGCCUAAACUGCCCGAGACGUGUUUCAAAGGGCGACUGCCGAUCUGCGCCGGCCGUCUUCGGCGCCACAAGUGCCCGCGGUGCCCGGGACGCGCGGGAGCAGCCGGCAGGGCCAACGCGGAACUGCCCGCGGCCAGACCCAAACUUUCCCGGCUGCGGAGCUGCCGCGGUGAGCACUCAGCUGCCGCGCCGCCCCCGGGAAGACGCCGAGGGACUUUUGGGAAGGAGGACGGCCCCGGGCACCCAGCCCCAGACCUGCGCUCAAAGUUCGGCCCAGGGCGCGGGAGGCCGCCCGCCGCCGCCCGGCUCCCCCAGCGGGCGUGAGAUGGAGUUGCCAGACUCAAUCACUACUUGCCUUUCUCAAUCUGUGCACUAUGCGGUUUGCAAACUUGGAUUUGAGAAGAAAGACACCUAUGAUAUUAAUAAUAUUUUAUCUGGAAACGGGGAAGUUUGUUGGCAAGCUGUUACAGAGCAUGUGUGUUACCUUGAAUCAGGUCAAAGCGUGGAUUAUAUCAAAAGCAUACGAUCAUUAGGACCUGUCUGUGAAUCUGUUAAUUCAUACUUCAAAUCUUUGACCAAGGAGCAGUUUGUAAUUCAGUAUGCAUCGUGGUUCCACUGGACAAACUGCACAGAGGUAUUUCUGGAAGUGUUUGAUGUUUUACAAUCUACACAAGCUACAGAAGUUGCUCUUGGCCUAAUGAAACUAACAUCAUGCUUGGAGCGAGCCUUGGGUGAUGUGUAUUUACUUAAGGGUAAUGAUUGUCCUUUCCUUCUAAGAGACUUGCUUGCAUCUGAGCAGCUUGCAGAUGUCUUUGGACAAGCUGUAAUGAAUGUACUGAGGGUAUUCAUUGGAUCUCCACAUGGUCUGAACCUUCGUAAUGUUUUGUGGCAUGGAUUUGCAUCACCACAGGAAAUUCCUGCCAAAUACUGUGCUAUGCUGCUCUUUUUAACUGCAGGAUUGGGUCAGUUGUUACAGACUUAUCUUCUGCAAACUAAAGGUGUUUUAGUACAUCGACCUUAUGUGAUCUUCAUUAGCUUACAGGAGCUUGAUGCAUUUCCAGAUCUUAAUAGUGAAAUACUUUCCAUAGCUGAAGAACUUGUAAAACUGUCCAGUUUUGUAUUAAAAAUUAUGUUACCAUUUUGGAUUGCUGCUUUAACAGCUUUCAAGCAAAGCAGGUAUGCUGACAGUGUGAUUCUCUUACUUCCUCAGCUGGAAGCUGGACUUAGAUUGCUCUUCACUACAACUAAUAAGUGUCCAAAUCGAUUGCUAACAGCUGAGUCUUCUGCUCUCUACACCACUUUUGAUGAGAUGCUAGCAAAGCAUUUGGAUAAUGAAGAAGUCAACCAGCUACCUGUAGUUCUUGAAGAGCCUGCCAUGGAAAGUGUUUUGGAAGACUUCCUUUGGGAUUUCUUGAACCACCAGGAGGGCCCACGUAUAAGAGAUCGUUUAAGCCAUGGAGAGAUCAAUCUAGAAACAUUUCCCAGAGAAAUAGCUAACCAAAUAGUUGGAUUUGCUAUUACAAUUCUCUGCAGAUUCUCAGAUGAGGAUGUGUUUUCUCUUAAGGAACACAUGGUCAUAAAACCACUGAUGAAAUGUGCAAGUUGCUACCAAUCUCGAUUUCAUCCAAUUUCCCGACUCAAGAAACAGGUGCUGGAAUGUAUGAAGAGCAUCCAUUUAUGGCCUGAAUUGGCAACAGUGCCUGAGGAACAAGUACAAAAGAUUAAAGGGUUGGAAGGAAAUGCUGAAACUAAUACUUUAAUUUUGAUGGUAUCUGAAAUUAUAUCUCAGUUGCAGCAUUAUACGCCCCAGAAUUGCUGUAGUUCAGACAAUCCUAUCAAUAGUGUCCUAACAGAGAGGCUGCUGGUGGAACUUUGUGAUAGACGCAUUUGCACGCUGUAUUCCCCACGACCUGUCCUGGAAGCAGUGGUGGUACUCCGCAAAAUAAGCGCGCAGUGCCAUCAAGUGUCCCAACAGGUUAUUGCCGGCGCUGGGCUGAGAUACACGCAGUGGCUUAACAAGAGUCUGCGCUCUCGCCAGAGGCACAACUAUGGGCGCAUGCUGAACAGCAUUAAAUUUUUGUCUCCAGUGUUGCGGCUCAUCUUACUAUUGGUUACUCUGGAACUAGUCAGUGUUCAUUCAGUUUCUAAGAAGAAUCCUUUUGAUUAUCAGCAGUAUCUAAAGUUUUUGAAGUCAGUCUUGCAGUACACUGAGAACUUGGUCACAUACACGAGCCCUGACAAAAACAAGUGGGAUGAAACCAUGGAACUUACAAAGAAGACUUUGAUAAAAAUAAAGAAAAUCAGUGACAGAAAGCUAAUGUUAAUGCAUCUAGCUACGUGAAUGAAAUGGGCUUAUGAUUGUCUGGAUUUUGUUAGAUCUAAACAGUUACAGAGACCUCAUAUUUAAUAAAUCUAAUUCAAAGACAAAUUUCAUAAGUCAUUUUCAAAUUUUGGAUGCAAAAUUUACUCUUUUUAUCAGAAGGUAGCCGCUGAUACUGGAGAUGAAUGAUCAAGGUUCCAGAGAACGGGUGUUUGCAUUAUCCACUGAAAAAGAUUUGCUAUGAACUAAAUCAGGAUGAUACAAGUUCUAUUGUAAAUAUAUCUUGUGUUUUGUACAUUGCUUGUUCUUAUAUUUUUUGUAAAUUUUUUUUGUUCUUUACUGUACUGAAAAAUACCUAAGAAAAAAGUGUGAAUAAAAAGCUCUGGAAAUUUUUAAA